ACCACAAAUUAUUUCUUAUACAUCAUGUGUGUAUUUUUGGUAAAUAUACCAUUAGCUUUGAUUUACGAUUUCCUAUUGAUGUUAUCGAAAGAAGAAAGAAUGGUUUUCAAAUUGAUGCGUAAAUUUGUUUACACUUCAAAAGCUGUUGGAAAGUUUUCACGCGUAUAUUUUGAAUUUCAAAAUGAUGGCAUGUGGGAACUGGUUAAACACAUACCGGAAAAAGAAAUAACAAAGUUUGGUAAUAUUACUAAAGCUUUCGAAAAAGAUUAUAUUGAGACCAUGAAACAACUAAGAGAUGGUGUGAAAAAAUAUAUUUUUAAGGAGCCACUUAAAGCAACACCAGCUACUCAAAGACGCUAUAAAAUCUUAAUUAUAUUAGACAGAAUUAUAAAAGUGUUAAUAAUUUCAAUGUUUGUAGGUUUGUUAUGGAAACUGGUUAAUUAAAAUUAAGAAUAAUAAAUGAAGAAAGGGAUUUUUAAAAUAAUAAUAA
This is a messenger RNA of Lucilia sericata (common green bottle fly), 490 nucleotides long. RefSeq lists its product as uncharacterized. The transcript is spliced from 4 exons. The record is from RefSeq and is a predicted model, not a curated record. NCBI's taxonomy places the organism in Eukaryota, Metazoa, Arthropoda, Insecta, Diptera, Calliphoridae. The coding region runs from base 25 to 444 and encodes 139 amino acids.